Messenger RNA from Hemibagrus wyckioides, 20669 nucleotides. RefSeq names its product adhesion G protein-coupled receptor G2a (gene adgrg2a). The record is from RefSeq and is a predicted model, not a curated record. Gene Ontology annotation, cellular component: membrane. Gene Ontology annotation, biological process: adenylate cyclase-activating G protein-coupled receptor signaling pathway; cell surface receptor signaling pathway. Bases 440 to 19240 code for a protein of 6266 amino acids. The transcript is spliced from 27 exons. Gene Ontology annotation, molecular function: G protein-coupled receptor activity. Lineage: Eukaryota; Metazoa; Chordata; Actinopteri; Siluriformes; Bagridae.
ACACACACACACACACCUCUGGCACAAAGAGAACAGGUUUAUACUGUACUGCUGCUUCUCUCGCGGUUGUGAGUAUAGUCACUUUACGGACGCAACGAGCGCGCGUUUUGGUUUUUUUUGGGUUUUUUUAUUACACGACAAUUUUAUACGCGAGUCGUGGCGAGCCGAGAGCGCGAGACAGAAACGCACCGCCAGGUCGGUCCUCCGCGAGCCGGUUUGUCGUCCCGAGUGAGUGGAGCACAUGCACAGCCGCCGGGGAGAGAGCUCCCGGGACCGGGGCGCGCGCGCUGUUCUCACACUGUAGGAUGUGCGUGCGCGACGGCGGCGUGCCGAGGCGACACCAGUUGGUCCAGAGAUCCAGUACGAAGGUCCUGAGUUCCUGCACGGGAAACUCGGAAAAGUUUUUGCAUUGCUGGUGCUUUCAAGAACCAAACGAAGGAUGCCUCAGAAAUACAGAAAGCUUUUUCCCGGACGAGAAAGGACGUCCGCUCGUCUCCUCUGGCUUUGGAUUCUGAUUCCUCUCAUUGCUCAAGCUGACAGCCACUUCAUGAGCAAUUCCAAGGCCAUCCUGCACGGAUGCACGGACCAGUGGAUUCUGGAUGACAAGCACAGCGUACCCAAUCUCUUCCAGAUGACCGUGUGCAUGGACCUGCGUUUACUGACCACAGGAAAGUGGAUGGCGUUUAGCUACGCGACGCCUCACUCGUCGUACUACGACCUGGCACUGCAUGGUGACAGCGAGGCCGUGUACGCCUGGCUCCUGGGUGUGCGGCACCGAUUCCCUGUCAGGUUGGAGCUGGAACGUUGGCACCAGUUGUGUCUGCGCAUUGACACGUUGAAUAACAGCUUCAUCCUGACCGUCAACAGCAGUCAGAAGACGUCCGAGCAACGUACGGUGAUCACUCAAGCCAUAAAACUCAAGGGUAAACUACAGCUGGGAUGUCAGUCCGAGGGCACUUUCACAGGGAGCACAACAGCCACCAUAGAGCUCUACAUGUUCAGGAUAUGGGGGGAUGUGAGGAAGCAUUCACACUGCGAGGAUGGCACCAUCGUGGGCUGGGACUCGAGUAUGUGGAAAAUCAGUCGGUACGAGGCCUGGGCCAAGGAUCGCACACUCUACUGCGGCAUGCUCAGUCUUUUGCACCUUGUACGGGUGAAACGCAACAGUGACCUGAGUAAUAAUGCAACGGGAGCUACCAUUCUAUCAUCAGCCACUUCUCAAGACAGCACCAUGACCUCUAACUUUACCACAUCAGCCACUGCUACUACUGAAACUAAUACUCCGACUAGCACAGUUACUCACUCAACUUAUACUCCUACUAACACAGAUCCCCCUAUGUCUACUAUUCUUACUGCUACUUCUAUAGCUGCUAAUUCUGCUCAGAACACUUCUACAGCCACUAGUUCUACAACUGCAGACACCAUCAGAUAUACUACCCUAGCUACUGCUCCCUCUGCCACAGAUACCCAAAUAAAUGCUAUUCCUACUGCCACAGAUACCCACAUGACUGCUAGUCCUGCUACCACCAGUGUCAUCAUGGAUGCUACUCCUAUUACCUCCAGUACUGCUGCAACAGAUACCACCAUCGUUAGUAGUCCUAAUCCUACAAAUACCAUUGCAAGUGGUGCUAAUACUACCACUGGUACCUCCACAGCUAUAAUACCUACUGAAACUACUGUUCUUCCUACUAUAGAUAGCAUAGUUCAUUCCACUCUGGUUAUAGAUAAACCAGUGCAAACAAUUAAUAGCUCCACAGAUACCCCAGAGACUAAUAUACCUACACAUAACACCACAGCUACUACUAUAUUUAAUUCUCUUAUAACCAGAGGGACUAUAACUACUACUCCUAAUACUAAGGAUAUAAUACAUACUAACCCUGCUAUCACAGAUACCUUACCUACUCCAGCUCCAAAUUCUGUUCAUCCAACUAGCAUUGAUCCUGCACCCACUGCUGUCACAACAACUGUGGAUAACAAAAGAGCUACUCCAAACAAAGCCAAAGGUAACCUGCAGAACUCCUGUAGCUGUUAUAGAUACUGCGGAGGUUCUGGAGCGCUAUAUACUUUUAAUCUGGAUAUCAAGAAUGACUCAGUGACUAUGAGCGAGAUCCAAAAUAUAGCUUCAGAGCUGGCUUCUCCUUGCAGCUCACCGGAUAUUUCUACGUCUCUGUGUAAUAAAAUUCCCAAAGACUCCAGUUCCUUUCAGGGUGCACACAUACAAUGCACUAAUACACCUAAAAGACUCCAGAGCUGUAUAAUAGCAGUGCUGUAUAGUAAUCCACUGGAUAUGUGCACUUUCAAAGAGGUUCUGGUGGCCUUAUUCCAAUCCAACAGAAUCAGUUUUAAAUAUCCCCUCAGUAGAACGGCUGCUCUGUGCGGAUCACCCAACGUUUCUGAAGCUGAACUCUUCAACUCAACAUCUCAAUGGUCUGAAAGAAUCUGCUCAACCCUAACCUGUGAUCUAUCAGAUGACCAGUUCCAAUCCCUCACCACCAGUCUUACAUGCUCUCAAGGUCAAGUGCAGUAUCUACAGUUAAAUGAGAGCUGUCAGUUUUCAUCAACAAAUGGUUCAAUUUCAGAGACAAACACCACAGCACCAUCAUUCAGUAACAGUACAAAUACAAACACUAGGUCAAACACGAAAAACACCACAUUACCAACAUUCAAUAGCAGUACAAGUACAAACACUAAUACAGACACAACAAACACCAGUAACACUACAAACACAAACACUAAUACAGACACAACAAACACCAGUAUCACUACAAAUACAAACACUCCUCCAGACACAACAAACACCAGUAGCACUACAAAUACUCCUCCAGACACAACAAACACCAGUAACACUACAAAUACAAACACUCCUCCAGACACAACAAACACUACUACAGACACGACAAACACCAGUAACACUACAAAUACGGAGACUCCUCCAAACACAACAACUACCAGUAACACUACAAAUACAAACACUUCUCCAAACACAACAAACACCAGUAACACUACAAAUACGGACACUCCUCCAGACACAACAAACACCAGUAACACUACAAAUACAAACACUACUCCAGACACAACAAACACCAGUAACACCACAAACACUCCUUCAGACACAACAAACACCAGCAACACUACAUAUACAAAUACUCCUCCCAACACAACAAACACCAGUAACACUACAAAUACAAACACUCCUCCAGACACAAUAAACACCAGUAACACUACAAAUACUACUACAGACACAACAAACACCAGUAACACUACAAAUACUACUACAGACGCAACAAACACCAGUAACACUACAAAUGCCACCACAGACACUGCAGACACCAGUAACACUACAAAUACAAAUACUCCCCCAGACACAACAAACACCAGUAACACUACAAAUACAAACACUCCUCCAGACACAAUAAACACCAGUAACAUUACAAAUACUACUACAGACACAACAAACACCAGUAACACUACAAAUGCCACCACAGACACUGCAGACACCAGUAACACUACAAAUACAAAUACUCCCCCAGACACAACAAACACCAGUAACACUACAAAUACGGACAGUCCUCCAGACACAACAAACACCAGUAACACUACAAAUACAAACACUCCUCCAGACACAACAUACACCAGUAACACCACAAACACUCCUCCAGACACAACAAACACCAGCAACACUACAAAUACAAACACUCCUCCAGAGACGACAAACACCAGUAACACUACAAGUACAAACACUUCUCCAGACACAACAAACACCAGUAACACUACAAAUACGGAGACUCCUCCAGACACAACAAGUACCAGUAACACUACAAAUACAAACACUUCUCCAAACACAACAAACACCAGUAACACUACAAAUACAAACACUACUACAGACACAACAAACACCAGUAACACUACAAAUACAAACACUCCUCCAGACACAACAAACACCAGUAACACUACAAAUACAAACACUCCUCCAGACACAACAAGUACCAGUAACACUACAAAUACAAACACUACUCCAAACACAACAAACACCAGUAACACUACAAAUACAAACACUCCUCCAGAGACAACAAACACCAGUAACACUACAAAUACAAACACUACUACAGACAUGACAAACACCAGUAACACUACAAAUACGGAGACUCCUCCAGACACAACAAGCACCAGUAACACUACAAAUACAAACACGACUACAGACCCAACAAACACCAAUAACACUACAAAUACGGAGACUCCUCCAGACACAACAAACACCAGUAACACUACAAAUACAAACACGACUACAGACCCAACAAACACCAGUAACACUACAAAUAGAAACACUACUACAGACAUGACAAACACCAGUAACACUACAAAUACGGAGACUCCUCCAGACACAACAAACACCAGUAACACUACAAAUACAAACACGACUACAGACCCAACAAACACCAGUAACACUACAAAUACAAACACUACUACAGACAUGACAAACACCAGUAACACUACAAAUACGGAGACUCCUCCAGACACAACAAACACCAGUAACACUACAAAUACAAACACUACUACAGACAUGACAAACACCAGUAACACUACAAAUAUAAACACUCCUCCAGACACAACACACACCAGUAACACCACAAACACUCCUCCAGACACAACAAACACCAGCAACACUACAAAUACAAACACUCCUCCAGAGACGACAAACACCAGUAACACUACAAGUACAAACACUUCUCCAGACACAACAAACACCAGUAACACUACAAAUACGGAGACUCCUCCAGACACAACAAGUACCAGUAACACUACAAAUACAAACACUUCUCCAAACACAACAAACACCAGUAACACUACAAAUACAAACACUACUACAGACACAACAAACACCAGUAACACUACAAAUACAAACACUCCUCCAAACACAACAAACACCAGUAACACUACAAAUACAAACACUCCUCCAGAGACAACAAACACCAGUAACACUACAAAUACAAACACUACUACAGACAUGACAAACACCAGUAACACUACAAAUACGGAGACUCCUCCAGACACAACAAGCACCAGUAACACUACAAAUACAAACACGACUACAGACCCAACAAACACCAAUAACACUACAAAUACGGAGACUCCUCCAGACACAACAAACACCAGUAACACUACAAAUACAAACACGACUACAGACCCAACAAACACCAGUAACACUACAAAUAGAAACACUACUACAGACAUGACAAACACCAGUAACACUACAAAUACGGAGACUCCUCCAGACACAACAAACACCAGUAACACUACAAAUACAAACACGACUACAGACCCAACAAACACCAGUAACACUACAAAUACAAACACUACUACAGACAUGACAAACACCAGUAACACUACAAAUACGGAGACUCCUCCAGACACAACAAACACCAGUAACACUACAAAUACAAACACUAAUACAGACCCUGCAAUCACCAGUAACACUACAAAUAGAAACACUACAAAUACGGACACUUCUCCAGACACAACAAACAUCAGUAACACUACAAAUACAAAUACUCCUCCAGACACAACAAUCACCAGUAACACUACAAAUACAAACACUACCACAGACCCAACAAACACCAGUAACACUACAAAUAGAAACACUACAAAUACAAACACUUCUCCAGGCACAACAAACACCAGUAACACUACAAAUAGAAACACUACAAAUACGGACACUUCUCCAGACACAACAAACAUCAGUAACACUACAAAUACAAAUACUCCUCCAGACACAACAAUCACCAGUAACACUACAAAUACAAACACUACCACAGACCCAACAAACACCAGUAACACUACAAAUAGAAACACUACAAAUACAAACACUUCUCCAGGCACAACAAACACCAGUAACACUACAAAUAGAAACACUACAAAUACGGACACUUCUCCAGACACAACAAACAUCAGUAACACUACAAAUACAAAUACUCCUCCAGACACAACAAUCACCAGUAACACUACAAAUACAAACACUACCACAGACCCAACAAACACCAGUAACACUACAAAUAGAAACACUACAAAUACAAACACUUCUCCAGGCACAACAAACACCAGUAACACUACAAAUAGAAACACUACAAAUACAAACACUUCUCCAGACACAACAAACAUCAGUAACACUACAAAUACAAACACUACUACAGACACAACAAUCACCAGUAACACUACAAAUACAAACACUACCACAGACCAAACAAACACCAGUAACACUACAAAUACAAACACGACUACAGACCCUGCAAUCACCAGUAACACUACAAAUACAAACACGACUACAGACACAACAAAUAACAGUAACACUACAAAUACAAACACUACUACAGACAUGACAAACAACCGUAACACUACAAAUACAAACACGACUACAGACACAACAAACAACAGUAACACUACAAAUACAAACACGACUACAGACACAACAAACAACAGUAACACUACAAAUACAAACACUACUACAGACCUGACAAACACCAGUAAUACUACAAAUACAAACACGACUACAGACCCAACAAACAACAGUAACACUACAAAUACAAACACGACUACAGACACAACAAACAACAGUAACACUACAAAUACAAACACAACUACAGACACAACAAACAACAGUAACACUACAAAUACAAACGCGACUACAGACACAACAAACAACAGUAACACUACAAAUACAAACACGACUACAGACACAACAAACAACAGUAACACUACAAAUACAAACACGAUGACAGACACAACAAACAACAGUAACACUACAAAUACAAACACUACUACAGACACAACAAACAACAGUAACACUACAAAUACAAACACGACUACAGACACAACAAACAACAGUAACACUACAAAUACAAACACUACUACAGAUACAACAAACACCAGUAACACUACAAGUACAAACACUACUACAGACACUGCAAUCACCAGUAACACUACAAACAGAAACACUACUACAGCCGCGACAAACACCAGUAACACUACAAAUACAAACACUACUACAGACAUGACAAACACCAGUAACACUACAAAUACAGACACUCCUCCAGACACAACAAACACCAGUAACACUACAAAUACAAACACUACUAGAGACACAACAAACAACAGUAACACUACAAAUACAAACACUACUACAGACACAACAAACAACAGUAACACUACAAAUACAAACACUACUACAGACAUGACAAUCACCAGUAACACUACAAAUACAGACACUCCUCCAGACACGACAAACACCAGUAACACUACAAAUACAAACACUACUACAGACCCAACAAACACCAGUAACACUACAAAUACAAACACUACUACAGACAUGACAAACACCAGUAACACUACAAAUACAAACACUACUACAAACAUGACAAACACCAGUAACACUACAAAUAGAAACACUACUACAGACAAUGCAAUCACCAGUAACACUACAAAUACAAACACUACUACAGACAUGACAAACACCAGUAACACUACAAAUAGAAACACUACUACAGACAAUGCAAUCACCAGUAACACUACAAAUACAAACACUACUACAGACAUGACAAACACCAGUAACACUACAAAUACAAACACUACUACAGACAUGACAAACACCAGUAACACUACAAAUACAAACACUACUACAGACCCAACAAACACCAGUAACACUACAAAUACAAACACUACUACAGACAUGACAAACACCAGUAACACUACAAAUACAAACACUACUACAGACCCAACAAACACCAGUAACACUACAAAUACAAACACUACUACAGACCCAACAAACACCAGUAACACUACAAAUAGAAACACUACUACAGACAUGACAAACACCAGUAACACUACAAAUACAAACACUACUACAGACCCAACAAACACCAGUAACACUACAAAUAGAAACACUACUACAGACAUGACAAACACCAGUAACACUACAAAUACAAACACUACUACAGACCCAACAAACACCAGUAACACUACAAAUAUAAACACUACUACAGACACAACAAACACCAGUAACACUACAAAUACAAACACUACUACAGACACUGCAAUCACCAGUAACACUACAAAUACAAACACUACUACAGACACUGCAAUCACCAGUAACACUACAAAUACAAACAAUACUACAGACACUGCAAUCACCAGUAACACUACAAAUACAAACACGACUACAGACACAACAAACACCAGUAACACUGCAAAUACAAGCACGACUACAGACACUGCAAUCACCAGUAACACUACAAAUAUAAACACUACUACAGACCCAACAAACACCAAUAACACUACAAAUACAAGCACGACUACAUACACAACAAACACCAGUAACACUACAAAUACAAACACUAAUACAGACACUGCAAUCACCAGUAACACUACAAAUACAAACACUACUACAGACACUGCAAUCACCAGUAACACUACAAAUACAAACACUACUACACACAUGACAAACACCAGUAACACUACAAAUACAAGCACGACUACAUACACAACAAACACCAGUAACACUACAAAUACAAACACUAAUACAGACACUGCAAUCACCAGUAACACUACAAAUACAAACACUACUACAGACACAGCAAUCACCAGUAACACUACAAAUACAAACACUACUACAGACCCUGCAAUCAACAGUAACACUACAAAUACAAACACUACUACAGACACUGCAAUCACCAGUAACACUACAAAUACAAACACUACUACAGACCCUGCAAUCAACAGUAACACUACAAAUACAAACACUACUACAGACAGUGCAAUCACCAGUAACACUACAAAUACAAACACUACUACAGACAUGACAAACACCAGUAACACUACAAAUACAAACACUACUACAGACACUGCAAUCACCAGUAACACUACAAAUACAAACACUACUACAGACACUGCAAUCACCAGUAACACUACAAAUAUAACCACUACUACAGACACAGCAAUCACCAGUAACACUACAAAUACAAACACUACUACAGACAUGACAAACACCAGUAACACUACAAAUACAAACACUACUACAGACACUGCAAUCACCAGUAACACUACAAAUACAAACACAACUACAGACAUGACAAACACCAGUAACACUACAAAUACAAACACUACUACAGACAUGACAAACACCAGUAACACUACAAAUAUAAACACUACUACAGACACUGCAAUCACCAGUAACACUACAAAUACAAACACUACUACAGACCCAACAAACACCAGUAACACUACAAAUAGAAACACUACUACAGACCCAACAAACACCAGUAACACUACAAAUACAAACACGACUACAGACACUGCAAUCACCAGUAACACUACAAAUACAAACACUACUACAGACACUGCAAUCACCAGUAACACCACAAAUAUAACCACUACUACAGACACAGCAAUCACCAGUAACACUACAAAUAGAAACACUACUACAGACACUGCAAUCACCAGUAACACUACAAAUACAAACACUACUACAGACAUGACAAACACCAGUAACACUACAAAUACAAAUACUACUACAGACAUGACAAACACCAGUAACACUACAAAUAUAACCACUACUACAGACCCAACAAACACCAGUAACACUACAAAUACAAACACGACUACAGACACAACAAACACCAGUAACACUACAAGUACAAAUACUACUACAGACACUGCAAUCACCAGUAACACUACAAAUAGAAACACUACUACAGACCCAACAAUCACCAGUAACACUACAAGUACAAACACGACUACAGACCCAACAAUCACCAGUAACACUACAAGUACAAACACUACUACAGACCCUGCAAUCACCAGUAACACUACAAAUACAAACACUACUACAGACCCUGCAAUCACCAGUAACACUACAAAUACAAACACGACUACAGACGCAACAAACACCAGUAACACUACAAAUACAAACACGACUACAGACCCAACAAACACCAGUAACACUACAAAUACAAACACGACUACAGACCCAACAAACACCAGUAACACUACAAAUACAAGCACGACUACAGACCCAACAAACACCAGUAACACUACAAAUACAAACACUACUACAGACACUGCAAUCACCAGUAACACUACAAAUAUAAACACUACUACAGACCCUGCAAUCACCAGUAACACUACAAAUACAAACAAUACUACAGACACUGCAAUCACCAGUAACACUACAAAUAGAAACACUACUACAGACCCAACAAACACCAGUAACACUACAAAUACAAACACGACUACAGACCCUGCAAUCACCAGUAACACUACAAAUACAAACACUACUACAGACACUGCAAUCACCAGUAACACUACAAAUAGAAACACUACUACAGACACUGCAAUCACCAGUAACACUACAAAUACAAACACUACUACAGACAUGACAAACACCAGUAACACUACAAAUACAAACACGACUACAGACCCUGCAAUCACCAGUAACACUACAAAUACAAACACUACUACAGAAACUGUAAUCACCAGUAACACUACAAAUAGAAACACUACUACAGACCCAACAAACACCAGUAACACUACAAAUACAAACACGACUACAGACCCUGCAAUCACCAGUAACACUACAAAUACAAACACUACUACAGACACUGCAAUCACCAGUAACACUACAAAUACAAACACUACUACACACAUGACAAACACCAGUAACACUACAAAUAUAACCACUUCUACAGACACAGCAAUCACCAGUAACACUACAAAUACAAACACUACUACAGACACUGCAAUCACCAGUAACACUACAAAUACAAACACAACUACAGACAUGACAAACACCAGUAACACUACAAAUACAAACACUACUACAGACAUGACAAACACCAGUAACACUACAAAUAUAAACACUACUACAGACACUGCAAUCACCAGUAACACUACAAAUAGAAACACUACUACAGACCCAACAAACACCAGUAACACUACAAAUACAAACACGACUACAGACCCUGCAAUCACCAGUAACACUACAAAUACAAACACUACUACAGACCCAACAAACACCAGUAACACUACAAAUAGAAACACUACUACAGACCCAACAAACACCAGUAACACUACAAAUACAAACACGACUACAGACACUGCAAUCACCAGUAACACUACAAAUACAAACACUACUACAGACACUGCAAUCACCAGUAACACUACAAAUACAAACACUACUACACACAUGACAAACACCAGUAACACUACAAAUACAAACACUACUACAGACACUGCAAUCACCAGUAACACCACAAAUAUAACCACUACUACAGACACAGCAAUCACCAGUAACACUACAAAUACAAACACUACUACAGACAUGACAAACACCAGUAACACUACAAAUACAAAUACUAGUACAGACAUGACAAACACCAGUAACACUACAAAUAUAACCACUACUACAGACCCAACAAACACCAGUAACACUACAAAUACAAACACGACUACAGACCCUGCAAUCACCAGUAACACUACAAAUACAAACACUACUACAGACACUGCAAUCACCAGUAACACUACAAAUACAAACACUACUACAGACACUGCAAUCACCAGUAACACUACAAAUACAAACACAACUACAGACAUGACAAACACCAGUAACACUACAAAUAUAACCACUUCUACAGACACAACAAACACCAGUAACACUACAAGUACAAAUACUACUACAGACACUGCAAUCACCAGUAACACUACAAAUAGACACAAUACUACAGACCCAACAAUCACCAGUAACACUACAAAUACAAACACUACUACAGACCCUGCAAUCACCAGUAACACUACAAAUACAAACACUACUACAGACACUGCAAUCACCAGUAACACUACAAAUACAAACACGACUACAGACGCAACAAACACCAGUAACACUACAAAUACAAACACGACUACAGACCCAACAAACACCAGUAACACUACAAAUACAAACACGAUUACAGACCCAACAAACACCAGUAACACUACAAAUACAAGCACGACUACAGACCCAACAAACACCAGUAACACUACAAAUACAAACACUACUACAGACACUGCAAUCACCAGUAACACUACAAAUACAAACACUACUACAGACCCUGCAAUCACCAGUAACACUACAAAUACAAACACGACUACAGACGCAACAAACACCAGUAACACUACAAAUACAAACACGACUACAGACCCAACAAACACCAGUAACACUACAAAUACAAACACGACUACAGACCCAACAAACACCAGUAACACUACAAAUACAAGCACGACUACAGACCCAACAAACACCAGUAACACUACAAAUACAAACACUACUACAGACACUGCAAUCACCAGUAACACUACAAAUACAAACACGACUACAGACCCAACAAACACCAGUAACACUACAAAUACAAACACGACUACAGACCCAACAAACACCAGUAACACUACAAAUACAAGCACGACUACAGACCCAACAAACACCAGUAACACUACAAAUACAAACACUACUACAGACACUGCAAUCACCAGUAACACUACAAAUACAAACACUACUACAGACCCUGCAAUCACCAGUAACACUACAAAUACAAACACGACUACAGACGCAACAAACACCAGUAACACUACAAAUACAAACACGACUACAGACCCAACAAACACCAGUAACACUACAAAUACAAACACGACUACAGACCCAACAAACACCAGUAACACUACAAAUACAAGCACGACUACAGACCCAACAAACACCAGUAACACUACAAAUACAAACACUACUACAGACACUGCAAUCACCAGUAACACUACAAAUACAAACACUACUACAGACCCUGCAAUCACCAGUAACACUACAAAUACAAACAAUACUACAGACACUGCAAUCACCAGUAACACUACAAAUAGAAACACUACUACAGACCCAACAAACACCAGUAACACUACAAAUACAAACACGACUACAGACCCUGCAAUCACCAGUAACACUACAAAUACAAACACUACUACAGACAUGACAAACACCAGUAACACUACAAAUACAAACACUACUACAGACACUGUAAUCACCAGUAACACUACAAAUAGAAACACUACUACAGACCCAACAAACACCAGUAACACUACAAAUACAAACACGACUACCGACCCUGCAAUCACCAGUAACACUACAAAUACAAACACUACUACAGACACUGCAAUCACCAGUAACACUACAAAUACAAACACUACUACAGACCCUGCAAUCACCAGUAACACUACAAAUACAAACACGACUACAGACACUGCAAUCACCAGUAACACUACAAAUACAAACACGACUACAGACACUGCAAUCACCAGUAACACUACAAAUAGAAACACUACUACAGACCCAACAAACACCAGUAACACUACAAAUACAAACACUACUACAGACCCUGCAAUCACCAGUAACACUACAAAUACAAACACGACUACAGACACUGCAAUCACCAGUAACACUACAAAUACAAACACUACUACAGACCCUGCAAUCACCAGUAACACUACAAAUACAAACACUACUACAGACACUGCAAUCACCAGUAACACUACAAAUACAAACUCGACUACAGACCCUGCAAUCACCAGUAACACUACAAAUACAAACACGACUACAGACCCAACAAACACCAGUAACACUACAAAUACAAACUCGACUACAGACCCUGCAAUCACCAGUAACACUACAAAUACAAACACUACUACAGACCCUGCAAUCACCAGUAACACUACAAAUACAAACACUACUACAGACAUGACAAACACCAGUAACACUACAGAUACAAACACUACUACAAACCCAACAAACACUAGUAACAUUACAAAUACAAACACUACAGACCCAACAAACACCAGUAACACUACAAAUACAAACACUACUACAAACCCAACAAACACUAGUAACAUUACAAAUACAAACACGACCACAGACCCAACAAACACCAGUAACACUACAAAUACAAACACGACUACAGACCCAACAAACACCAGCAACACUACAAAUACAAACACUACUACAGACCCAACAAACACCAGUAACACUACAAAUACAAACACGACUACAGACCCAACAAACACCAGUAACACUACAAAUACAAACACUACUACAGACCCAACAAACACCAGUAACACUACAAAUACAAACACGACUACAGACCCUGCAAUCACCAGUAACACUACAAAUACAAACACGACUACAGACCCAACAAACACCAGUAACACUACAAAUACAAACACGACUACAGACCCAACAAACACCAGUAACACUACAAAUACAAACACGACUACAGACCCAAUAAACACCAGUAACACUACAAAUACAAACACUACUACAGACCCAACAAACACCAGUAACACUACAAAUACAAACACUACUACAGACACUGCAAUCACCAGUAACACUACAAAUAGAAACACUACUACAGACCCAACAAACACCAGUAACACUACAAAUACAAACACGACUACAGAUACAACAAACACCAGUAACACUACAAAUACAAACACAACUACAGACCCUGCAAUCACCAGUAACACUACAAAUACAAACACUACUACAGACCCUGCAAUCACCAGUAACACUACAAAUACAAACACUACUACAGACACUCUAAUCACCAGUAACACUACAAAUACAAACACUACUACAGACCCAACAAACACCAGUAACACUACAAAUACAAACACGACUACAGACCCUGCAAUCACCAGUAACACUACAAAUACAAACACUACUACAGACACUGGAAUCACCAGUAACACUACAAAUACAAACACUACUACAGACCCAACAAACACCAGUAACACUACAAAUACAAACACGACUACAGACCCUGCAAUCACCAGUAACACUACAAAUACAAACACUACUACAGACCCUGCAAUCACCAGUAACACUACAAAUACAAACACUACUACAGACACUGCAAUCACCAGUAACACUACAAAUAGAAAUACUACUACAGACCCAACAAACACCAGUAACACUACAAGUACAAACACUACUACAGACAUGACAAACACCAGUAACACUACAAAUAUAACCACUACUACAGACACUGCAAUCACCAGUAACACUACAAAUACAAACACUACUCCAGCCACGACAAACACCAGUAACACUACAAAUACAAACACUCCUCCAGACACAACAAACACCAGUAACACUACAAGUACAAACACUACUACAGACAUGACAAACACCAGUAACACUACAAAUAUAACCACUACUACAGACACUGCAAUCACCAGUAACACUACAAAUAGAAACACUACUACAGACCCAACAAACACCAGUAACACUACAAAUACAAACACGACUACAGACACAACAAACACCAGUAACACUACAAAUAGAAACAGUACUACAGACACGACAAUCACCAGUAACACUACAUAUACAAACACUACUACAGACCCUGCAAUCACCAGUAACACUACAAAUACAAACACUACUACAGACAUGACAAACACCAGUAACACUACAAAUGCAAACACUACUACAGACCCAACAAACACCAGUAACACUACAAAUACAAACACUACUACAGACACGACAAUCACCAGUAACACUACAAAUAAAAACACUACUACAGAUACAACAAACACCAGUAACACUACAAAUACAAACACUACUACAGAUACAACAAACACCAGUAACACUACAAAUACAGACACGACUACAGACCCAACAAACACCAGUAACACUACAAAUACAAACUCUACUACAGACCCAACAAACACCAGUAACACUACAAAUACAAACACUACUACAGACACUGCAAUCACCAGUAACACUACAAAUACAAACACUACUACAGACCCAACAAACACCAGUAACACUACAAAUACAAACACUACUACAGACACUGCAAUCACCAGUAACACUACAAAUACAAACACUACUACAGACACUGCAAUCACCAGUAACACUACAAAUACAAACACUACUACAGACACUGCAAUCACCAGUAACACUACAAAUACAAACUCUACUACAGAUACAACAAACACCAGUAACACUACAAAUAGAAACACUACUACAGACACUGCAAUCACCAGUAACACUACAAAUACAAACACUACUACAGAUACAACAAACACCAGUAACACUACAAAUACAAACACUACUACAGACCCAACAAACACCAGUAACACUACAAAUACAAACACUACUACAGACACGACAAUCACCAGUAACACUACAAAUAGAAACACUACUACAGAUACAACAAACACCAGUAACACUACAAAUACAAACACUACUACAGAUACAACAAACACCAGUAACACUACAAAUACAGACACGACUACAGACCCAACAAACACCAGUAACACUACAAAUACAAACACUACUACAGACCCAACAAACACCAGUAACACUACAAAUACAAACACUACUACAGACACUGCAAUCACCAGUAACACUACAAAUACAAACACUACUACAGACCCAACAAUCACCAGUAACACUACAAAUACAAACACUACUACAGACCCAACAAACACCAGUAACACUACAAAUACAAACACUACUACAGACACUGCAAACACCACAUCACCAUCAUUCAAUAACAAUACAAAUACAAACACUACAUCAGACAUGAUAAACACCACACCACCAUCAAUUAAUAACAAUACAAAUGCAAACACUACACCAACAAUAAAUGUCACACAUCCAAACAACACAACACCGGCCAGCACUACCCUUUCCCCAAAAACCACAGAACCCAACAACAUAGAUCAUAACAUCACAACACCGAUCACACCUACCAUUCUCCCAGUCAUCACACAACCUAACGAAAAAUAUGUCUCGUCCACUACCCUGACAGAAUCAAACACCACACUAGGUAUCACAGACACAACAACAGAGAUCACAACCAUAGACUCCUCAACAAUCACACAACCUACGGGAACAUCAAGCUCGUAUUUUACCAUGACAGAUCCAAACACUUCUCUCACUGUUACAGACACAACACCCGGUGAUACAACACAGAUAAACACCACCGAGCCAAACACCACAGCUUAUACACUUAGCACCUUCACUACACACUAUUUAAAUCAAAGCACCACAUCAAGCCCACUCAACGUUACACAGGUUACGACUAAUAUUACCUUAGAUAGUUAUACUAUCUCCAAUAAUUUAACAGCACGUCCUCUCAAUAGCACAGUCAGCCCCAGCAAUCACACCAACUCCACCAGAAUAACCUCCACUCCAUCCAAGAUUCUCAAUACAACAGUGACAACAAACACCACUGCACAGGCCGGCCUGAUUGCCACCACAAAUGGAACCAGUACAACAGUGACCACAACAACAGUGAGCUCUCAGGUACUGGUUAAUCAGUUUCUGAACCAGUCUCAGAAUACAUCCACUCUGAACUCAUCUCAAGUGGACAACAUGGUCAGGAAUCUGGAGGAUCUCCUCUCAGCACCAAACAUCAGCCUGAAUGUGUGUCAGGGUGCUUUGUCUGUCAUCAACAAUCUCCUCAAUGCUCCUGCACAAUCGUUGGCCUCCUCAUCCAACCGCUUGAUCAAGGUUGUGGAUCAGCUGGCACUGAAAUUGGUCAUUCCGGACACGUCAGUAACAAUAGCGUUGUCUUCACUUGCACUGGUGGUGACGAAGAUCGAUGGAACCAACUUUGCAGGAAUGUCGUUUUCCAUCAACAGCCCAACAGACAUACUGAUGAGAAGCAGGAGCAAGAGGUCUGAAGGAAGUUCAUCUCCUCAGGGUUCCAUCACUCUCCCCUCCUCUCUGACCAGCGGUCUGUCCCCAGAGCAGAAACAACAGGCAUCUCGGCUUCAGUUCACCUUCUACCAAAAGAGCUCACUGUUUAAGAGCAAUGACACUAAAAAGGCACUGGGCAGUCUCAUCCUGGGAACCAGCGUGGCCAACCUGUCCAUCCGAGACCUGAAGGACAAUGUGGUGUUCUCUCUGAAGAACACGACCCCUAUAGCGCCAAAGGAAAAUAUAACUUGUGUUUUCUGGGACUUUAACCAAAAUGAUGGAAAAGGAGGAUGGAACAAUAGCGGAUGUUUUCUUCUGAACAGCACAGAUAACGAGUUGAAGUGUAGCUGCAACCACUUGACCAGCUUUGCGGUGCUAAUGGACAUCUCCAGAGAGGUAAUGACCAACAAACUGCAGGGCACCAUCCUCACCUUCAUUACAUAUAUUGGAUGUGGAAUUUCUGCCAUCUUCCUUGCCAUCACUCUCCUUACCUACCUGGCCUUUGACAAAAUCCGCAAAGACCUUCCAUCCAAGAUCCUCAUCCAGCUGUGUUUUGCGCUUUUCCUGCUCAACAUGGUCUUCCUGGUGGACUCGUGGCUAGCGCUCUACACCAAUGCCGUGGGGCUCUGCAUCUCCACCGCCUUCUUCCUGCACUACUUCCUGCUCGCCUCCUUCACGUGGGUGGGUCUGGAGGCUUUGCAUCUCUACCUGAGUAUCGUCAAGGUCUUCAAGAACUUUGUAUCGCAUUACAUGCUGAAGUUCUCUCUGGCAGGAUGGGGGAUACCUUUAAUCGUAGUCAUCAUUGUGAUCUCGGUGGAUAAAAAUAACUACGGCCUCAUUGCAUACGGAAAGUAUGCCGACGGAAGCACAGAUGAUUUCUGCUGGUUGAAGAACGAUAUCGCCUUCUAUGUGUCAGUGGUGGCCUACUUCUGUGUGAUCUUCCUGGCCAACAUGAUCAUGUUCGUGGUGGUUUUGGUACAGCUGAGACGCAUCAAACGGCAAAACCCACAAAAUAACCAAUACCGCAAAGGGUUCCAGGAUCUCCGCAGCAUUGCCGGUCUGGCCAUCUUACUCGGCCUCACCUGGGGAUUCGCUUUUUUUUCUUGGGGCGUGGUCAACCUAGCGUUUAUGUACCUUUUCACCAUCUUCAACUCCUUGCAAGGAUUUUUCAUCUUCGUCUUUCACUGUGCGGUAAAAGAGAGCGUCAGGAGACAAUGGAGAAUCUACCUAUGCUGUGGCCGCUUCAGGCUAGCAGAAAACUCAGAUUGGAGUCGUGUAGCAACUCAACACACCAAGAAGAGUUCAGUCCUCACAGCCAACACGUCCCAGUCCUCUUACAACUGUUCAACUCCUUCAAGGAACUCGUCAAUGAGUAACGACAGCCUGGGCUUUUCAUCAAGCAUAAACAACUCGCUGGUGGACGACAGCGGGUUCGGAUCUUCAGAGGAGUCCAACCGCCUCGUUCGCCGAUUAUAGCUGGAGCUCUGAUAUGAAUGACAAGUGCCAUGGUUUAACGACACAAUCUGUGGACAUAAGGUGGCUCAAACAUAACAUGGCUCAAACACUGAUGAACGACUCUAGGGUUCUGGGAUGUGUUUCCAUCUUAUUCCCGGGAGAGAUUCCAGAUGUGCCAAAAGCCCUGAUCAGGAAAAACGGUUCAUGAACGAUGGAAAGUUCCUAAGAGAACUCGUGAACAUCUGGCGUGCACCACACCACCUCAUACACUUACAGACACUGAUGAAAAGGAAGAACAGAAUAAAAUAACGGAGAGAUGAGGAUGAAGACACGCCUACAAUCAAGAAAUUAAUAUAACUCUCCAAUAAGCGUCAGUUCUGGAGUCGAAGAGUGUUUGUUAUGAACUCAGAGGUAUUUCUGUUUCAAUACCGAAAAGACAAUAAAUGAAUAAAAAACGUUCUGUUAUGAAGGAUGAAGAUAAAGAACAUGAAACAAACCUCCGUAUAUGAAGAAAAUUCCCACAGGAAGCAGUAUUAUACACCUCCUACUACAAAGUCAUGAACCAUCAUUCAUAAAAGAUCUGACGGACUGAAAUACUUGGUGUCUUCUCUUUAAUGCUUUAAAAGACUUUACAAAGUAAAUGGAGUAAAAGAUUUAAAGCUACACUAAGGUUAGAGGUGUGGUGUGUUUAAUGUUAAACUUCUGAAGAUACUGAAAAAAAAAGGAGAGCAAUUAACUGGAGAAGGUUUGUUUAUUGGAUCACAUGAACUGUUUAUUAUUUUGCGUGAUAUUUAUUGAAGUAAAAAAUGUCUGGAAAAAAUAUUCCUGUAGUUCUGUAGUGGACUCCGGAUCCACUGUGACCCUGACCGAGAUAAAGCACUUACUAAAGAUGAUGAUGAUGAGGAUGAUGGAUUGCUCAUGUUUCCUCGACACCCAAACACAUCUGAAUGUAGAUUGUUUAAUUACAGAGUAAUGUUGCUGUUUAUAACGUGAUAAUUACUCAUGUUAAUAUAAAUUAUUGAAUAACGGAUAAAAUUUGUAAAGUUUGAUCCUGAAUUUCUUGUUAAAUUAUUUUUGCUGUAAAAUGAAAAGUCUCUGUGUAAAGUUGUGUUUAUCAGGAAUCAUGUCUGGGAGAAGUGACGUAUGUCUUCAAUGUUAUUUUGACUUAGAAAAGGUUUAUCAUGACUUCUUCAGACAGUGAAGAUUUCAUUUUUAAUUACCUCGGAUUUCUGUCUUUCUUUUUUUAAUUCUACACUGUUAAGAAUUUUAAAUGUAUUAAAAGUGCUAUAUAAACACUUCAUCAUCUACUUCUAUUAUUAUUAGUAGUAUAAUUAUAAAAGACGUUGGAUCCUGGUGGAUAAAUGAAGUAGAGCACAGAAUGUAUAGGUUAUUGUUUUCGUCCUUUUUUUAUACAACUGAUUAAUUUUAUUAUUUGUUGGAAACAUUUAUG